Molecule: messenger RNA, 3888 nt
Organism: Danio aesculapii
Lineage: Eukaryota; Metazoa; Chordata; Actinopteri; Cypriniformes; Danionidae
Gene: slc6a19a.2
Product: solute carrier family 6 member 19a, tandem duplicate 2
Exons: 12
Coding region: 52-1995 (647 amino acids)
Biological process (GO): sodium ion transmembrane transport
Cellular component (GO): membrane
Source: RefSeq, a predicted model, not a curated record
GUCCAGCCAUCCCUCCAUCUCUUCUGUUCAUCUGUGAGCUGAGAAACAACCAUGAAGCUGAAACUGAAGCUGCCGAACCCGGGUCUGGAGCAGCGGAUCCCGUCUCACAGUGAGCUGGAGAAGCUGGAGCUGCAGGAGGCUGGAGAGCGGCCCAAGUGGGACAACAAAGCCCAGUACAUGCUCACCUGUGUGGGCUUCUGUGUGGGGCUCGGGAAUGUCUGGAGGUUCCCUUACCUGUGCCAGAGUCAUGGAGGAGGAGCGUUUAUGAUUCCGUUCCUGAUCCUGCUGGUUCUGGAGGGAAUCCCGCUCCUGCAUCUGGAGUUCGCCAUCGGCCAGAGACUGAGGAGGGGUAGUGUUGGCGUCUGGAGGUCCAUCAACCCAUAUCUACUAGGAGUCGGUAUUGCCUCUAUGCUGGUGUCCUUCAUCGUGGGCAUGUAUUAUAACACCAUCAUCGCCUGGGUCAUGUGGUACUUCUUCAACUCUUUCCAAGACCCUUUACCCUGGAGCCAGUGUCCUAUUAAUGCCAGCCGGACAGGGUUUGUGUCGGAGUGUGAGCGCAGCUCUCCGGUGGAUUAUUUCUGGUACAGGAAGACUCUGAACACGACGCCGCAGAUCGAGGACUCUGGCGGUCUGCAGUGGUGGAUGGUGCUCAGCCUGCUGUGUGCAUGGACGGUGCUGUGGGUUUGCUGCAUCAGAGGAAUCGAGACCACCGGGAAGGCAGUGUACAUCACCUCCACCCUGCCCUAUUUAGUGCUCACUAUAUUCCUGAUCAGAGGACUGACGCUCAAAGGUUCUGUCAGCGGUAUCAAGUUUCUCUUCACUCCAGACGUGAAUGAGCUUCUGGAUCCGCAAACGUGGCUGGAUGCAGGAGCGCAGGUUUUCUUCUCUUUCUCUCUGGCGUUUGGAGGACUGAUCGCCUUCUCCAGCUACAACUCAGUGCAUAAUAACUGCGAGCAGGACGCCGUCAUCAUCUCUGUAAUCAACGGCAUGACGUCCAUUUAUGCCGCCAUCGUCAUUUACUCCAUCAUUGGUUUUAGAGCCACAGAGAGGUUUGACGACUGCCUCAAUGGUAAUAUUCUGUCUCUGCUGAACGCGUUUGACCUGCCGGAGGGAAACAUCAUCGAGAGUAACUACACUGAGGCUCUUCAGCAGCUCAACAUCAGCAGACCAGACAUCAUUCAGGAGCUGCAGCUCAAAACCUGCGACUUGCAGACGUUUCUGAGCCAGGGUGUUGAGGGGACGGGUCUGGCGUUUAUCGUCUUCACGGAGGCCAUCACUAAGAUGCCGGUGUCUCCUCUGUGGUCGGUGCUGUUCUUCAUCAUGCUCUUCUGCCUCGGUUUAUCCACCAUGUUCGGCAGUAUUGAAGGUGUUGUGGUGCCACUGCAGGAUCUUGAUAUCCUCCCGAGAAACUGGCCAAAGGAGGCAUACACAGCUUUGGUGUGUGUGGUGUCUUUCGCUUUCGCCGUUAUAUUCGCUCAAGGUUCAGGGGAAUAUUGGCUGGCUCUGUUCGAUGGCUUUGCCGUAUCCAUUCCUCUGCUGAUCAUCGCCUUCUGCGAGAUGAUGGCUGUGUCGUACGUUUACGGUAUUGACAGAUUCAAUGACGACAUCAAGUUCAUGAUCGGCCACAAACCCAACUUCUUCUGGCAGGCGACCUGGAGACUCAUCAGUCCUCUGAUAGUGCUGGUCAUCUUCCUCUUCUACUUCGUCACCACCGUCAGCAAAAAACUGACAUACAUCGCCUGGGACCCGGAGUCUGAGAACUUCCCGACCCUGUCCACGCUGCAGUACCCGAGCUGGAUUUCUGCCAUCAUCUUCAUUCUGGCCGGUAUUCCAGUGUUGAUCAUUCCUACAGUAGCUCUGAUCAGACUCAUCAGGAACCGCUGCUGCAAGAAGGAGGAAACACACACUGCAGAAACACCAUACUCCAUCUCUGACAGAGUACAGAUGAUGGAGGAGACGGAGCAAAACAACCCCACCACCACAGCAUUACACUGACACACACACACACACACCGCAGAAACACAAUACUCCAUCUCUGACAGAGUACAGAUGAUGGAGGAGACGGAGCAAAACAACCCCUCCACCACAGCAUUACACUGACACACACACACACACACACUGCAGAAACACCAUACUCCAUCUCUGACAGAGUACAGAUGAUGGAGGAGACGGAGCAAAACAACCCCACCACCACAGCAUUACACUGACACACACACACACACACACCGCAGAAACACCAUACUCCAUCUCUGACAGGAUACAGAUGAUGGAGGAGACGGAGCAAAACAACCCCUCCACCACAGCAUUACACUGACACACACACACACACACACACCGCAGAAACACCAUACUCCAUCUCUGACAGAGUACAGAUGAUGGAGGAGACGGAGCAAAACAACCCCACCACCACAGCAUUACACUGACACACACACACACACACACCGCAGAAACACCAUACUCCAUCUCUGACAGGAUACAGAUGAUGGAGGAGACGGAGCAAAACAACCCCACCACCACAGCAUUACACUGACACACACAUACACACACACCGCAGAAACACCAUACUCCAUCUCUGACAGGAUACAGAUGAUGGAGGAGACGGAGCAAAACAACCCCACCACCACAGCAUUACACUGACACACACACACACACACACACACCGCAGAAACACCAUACUCCAUCUCUGACAGGAUACAGAUGAUGUAGGAGACGGAGCAAAACAACCCCACCACCACAGCAUUACACUGACACACACACACACACACCGCAGAAACACCAUACUCUAUCUCUGACAGAGUACAGAUGAUGGAGGAGACGGAGCAAAACAACCCCACCACCACAGCAUUACACUGACACACACACACACACACACACCGCAGAAACACCAUACUCCAUCUCUGACAGGAUACAGAUGAUGUAGGAGACGGAGCAAAACAACCCCACCACCACAGCAUUACACUGACACACACACACACACACACCGCAGAAACACCAUACUCCAUCUCUGACAGAGUACAGAUGAUGGAGGAGACGGAGCAAAACAACCCCACCACCACAGCAUUACACUGACACACACACACACACACACCGCAGAAACACCAUACUCCAUCUCUGACAGAGUACAGAUGAUGGAGGAGACGGAGCAAAACAACCCCACCACCACAGCAUUACACUGACACACACACACACACUGCAGAAACACCAUACUCCAUCUCUGACAGAGUACAGAUGAUGGAGGAGACGGAGCAAAACAACCCCACCACCACAGCAUUACACUGACACACACACACCGCAGAAACACUAUACUCCAUCUCUGACAGAGUACAGAUGAUGGAGGAGACGGAGCAAAACAACACCACACUCCACUGACACACACACUCACACACACACUGCAUAUCGUACUGUGUAUGACUAUGUGAAUAAUAAAAAUUGAAUUCGACACAAACAUAAACACCGCAAACACACUCUCUCAUACUCACACAAACACUCAUAGACACAAAUAUAGACACACACAUAUAUAUACUAUACAUAACUAUAUAUAUACACAUAUACACGGACACAUACACACUCGCUCUUACACACACACUGCAUAUCAUACUGUGUAUGAGACAAAAAAUAACAUUUGAUUUUGAUACACAAACACAGUCACACACACACUCAGACACACACACACACACACACACACACUUGAGCAUACCCACGUUUUAUACAUGAGAGAUCUGGACUGGGAGCAAAUAUGUGAAUCACUAAACUGCAAAAGCCCAAAGGACUCGGCUUUGAUGAACUCAAAAUGAAGUUAUUGUCUGUAAUGAAGAGUUUAUAAACUGCUGUAAUCUGACAUGUCUCUCGAUUCUGAGUUUAACCCAAUACAGGGCACUUAUUUAGACA